Messenger RNA from Drosophila rhopaloa, 694 nucleotides. Its product is annotated as cysteine-rich DPF motif domain-containing protein 1. The record is from RefSeq and is a predicted model, not a curated record. The coding region runs from base 127 to 591 and encodes 154 amino acids. The transcript is spliced from 2 exons. Lineage: Eukaryota; Metazoa; Arthropoda; Insecta; Diptera; Drosophilidae.
GUUAUGAACCGGGUGCCAAAAAUUUAGUUCCUUGCCUGACUUUGUUUUGUGUACCAAAUUUAAGUUUCUGCAGCUAGAUAGAUCAAAUAAAUUAAGUCAAAUUUCCCAAACAAGUGAAUCUUAGACAUGGAGGCCGAUGAGAAUCUCGUCCUGGACAAUGAGGCAGCAGAGAUUGAGCGUAUGAAGCUACCCCAAGAGGAAAAGAAACCCACCGAUCCCGAGGAGGAGGACGAAAGAAUAGCACGCAUCGACUUCCUUUGUUCCGGAUGCGAAAUGCACGAGAUGGUUCACUAUUUUGGAAGGAAACCACCCUUUUCCCUGGCAAUCAAGUAUCCGGAGGAUAACUAUGUGAUGCGCGAUCCGUUUCAGCCACCUCCACCUCGUUGGCAUACGAAAGCGGAAUACUAUAUCUCUCUGGGGGCCAAGUGCUCUAUUUGCGCGAAGACAGUGUGCAAGGAUCCAGGUUGCAGCUUUUACUACACGGCCACUUUUUGUAUGCCUUGCGGCCAGGAAAAGCUCAAGAACUGGCCAGUGGAGGCACAAGCCCGCCUUCGAAAGCAACUAGCAGCCAGUAAGGAAGACAAAAAAUAGAUUUAAAAGUGAAAAUAUAUAAGUACGUUGCCUAAAAUAUUGAAUUUAGAAAUCAUUUUUUUAUUGAAAGUAAAAUAAAGUGUUUUUGAAUUCUUACAAAAUA